AAUUUCAGUUGAAGUUUUGCUCUCCACCGAUUCGCAUCGUUUGCCAUCUCCACUGGAGCUCAUUCAUUCGUUGUUCAAAAGUCAUCCGAGUGCAUUUGCAUUGUCGCCUGUUUCCAGUUUGUCGUCCAUAAUAAAAAGGGAUAUUCAACAUUUAAAAACAACAACAACAAUAGUAUAUUUUUUUUUGAACAUUUAUUGUUGUAAUUACACGGCAGAAAUUUAUUUCGAAGGGUUAACAGCCAGACUGACGACAGCAAUUUUUUUUAGCAAUUUUUUGCUGAAUUUGUAAUUUUGUUUAAUUUCGAGAGCUCUACGUGUGCACUGCAAUUUCAACAACAACAAUGACCAAUAUCAGGAAAGCUGCUUCGUCUCUGCAAAAGCUCUUCGUUUGCGGUGCCUUGAAAUAUGGCCAACCCGGUCACUCCAUUCUCGCCAAUUCGGGCAAUGGCUAUGCGAAAUUCUGGUGCCGCGCCACAACCACCGAGAAACUGCCGCUGGUGAUAGCCACUCGUUAUAACAUUCCGUUUCUGCUGAACAAGCCUGGUGUUGGCAACUAUGUAUUAGGUGAGAUUUAUGAGGUGGACGACAAGAUGCUGAGAUCGCUGGAUAACUUGGAGGAUUGCCAGGAUGUAUUCACACGGGAGGUGCAUGACAUGAACAUCGGUGUUGGUGAAGGCACUGUGCCCUGUUGGGUAUAUUUACUGCAAAAGUAUCCCGAGAAGCUGCUCUCCCUGCAAUAUUUGGCAAGUUAUGAAAACAGCGCCGCUCACCCCUACGUUAUGCGUAAUCGUCGUACACACAAGCAUCCACCUCAGGAGGAUCUUGCCUACACUGCUGCCUAAACUCUGUUGUACCCUAUAGAAUAGUGGUAGCCAUUGACCUAUUUACUGCUAAGAAAUAGAUAAUUGGUCAACUGUGUGAUUAGCAUUUACUUACUGUGAACUUGUAUUGAAUGGAAGGCUUGCACUGUUUCCUCGGUUUCAAUUUUGAAGAAAGCGGAAAUCCAGCAAAGCAGCGCAGCUUAUAAUAAUUCCAAUGUCGAUAUUAGCUGAACUAUUGUAGACUUUAAAUGUAGCCAUAUAACAUAUACAUAUAUACUUUUAUGUUUAAUCAAUGCCUGGUCUUUAUAAUAUGGCCUAAAACCUAAAAUCAAUUUUACCACGGAUUGUUUGAGCAAGCAUAAUAAUGUCAAUUAAUGCGUAUUAUAAAGCAGUAAUUUUAAGAAUAUUUUGUUAAUAAAACAUUUGAUAAGAAAUAUUUGAAA
Molecule: messenger RNA, 1264 nt
Organism: Zeugodacus cucurbitae (melon fly)
Lineage: Eukaryota; Metazoa; Arthropoda; Insecta; Diptera; Tephritidae
Gene: Tina-1
Product: troponin C-akin-1 protein
Exons: 3
Coding region: 342-842 (166 amino acids)
Molecular function (GO): gamma-glutamylaminecyclotransferase activity
Source: RefSeq, a predicted model, not a curated record